GUACUUCAGAGUGGUUGAUCGAUGGUCCAGCGCGAAAUUCUUUUGAUUUUGAUGAAAACUUUUGGCCAUUUGUCUAGCUUAAAACCUGAUCUGGUAUGCCUAAGCGUGGGGCUGAAGCCAGAGUGGGAAACGAGGAUUCAAGUGGCCAUGGUGUGUAUGGUUUCAUCGGAGAUUUGAUUCGCGAAGGAAAAGAUGCCAAAUUUGUGAAUAAAAAGGGGCGCUAUGUCCUAAACUGGUCCAGUACCUUGGAGCGCUAUGCCAUCUACAAAUCCAAGAAAAAUCCUCAGUUUAAAAGCAAGAACAUUAACAGGAGGAAGGCUAGCAAUGGUCUGAGGGCAGCCUUGCUCAACAUUUACAAAAAGGAUGGAGCAAAAGAGUACAAAGAAAGCAAAAAGAUCAAUGACAAGGAUGAAGUCAUAGAGAGACAGUUCCAGAUGCCACCUAAAGUGUUUCAGUCACUGUUUGGAUCUAAAGUGGAACUUUCAGAUGACAGUGAUCACGAGACAAGCAGCACAUCUUCAGAGGCUGAUGAGAAACUGCAAGCAUCACCUGAUGUAGGCGGGUCUCCUGACACAAGUGACACAGGUUUUGAGGAAGCCAUGGAUGUCUCUGAUGGUAAUAGUGACUUUAUAUUUUGGAUAUUUGGCAUUUCUGCUGAAGAUUUAGACUCAGCGCUGGAGGAAAUCUGUACCAACUCAGAUAAUGAUGUGGACCAACCUGGAGUGGUUCAAGAUAUUUCCCCAUCAUCAGGCUCUGUGAAGGGUGGAAUUCAGUUCCAUAUAAUGUUGACAGAGGCACUGCUUGAAAGUGACACAAGAGGUGUGGCACACUUUGAUGGAGUAGGUGAUGUCUUUUUGGAGAAGACCAACGCCUACACCUUCUCUGGGUUUGUUCCAGCUGCCCAAGAAGCUGGACCUGUUCUUAUUACAGUCUACACUGAGGCUGGUCGAAAGCUGGGAAUUACAUACUUUAUGUAUGUGGAUGAGAUGCGGGAGACCUUAAAACAGCUCAUUAAGGACCCUGCUCAACUAUCAUUAUUCCUAACCAUGUGGUCCCAGGCACAUGGAAUCAUUGGAAGCAAUAGUGAUGUUGCACAGACUCUGGGUCUGUUUGGUUUACCAGACCAAGGCCCAUUGCCUGAUGCUAAACAGGGGCAGUCUCUUAAAGUCCUUCAGCUACUUGUUUAUACUGCUGCUCAGGAAGAUGCUCAACAGUUUUUACAAAUGAUCUUCAGUACCUCUGCUGGAAAAAUUGUCUUCGACAGUUACAAGGAUCGAACGCCUCUGCCAGAGGAUGUUGCAAGAGCCAAUGGCCAUGACGAGUUGGCAGAAUUCUUACAAGAUGUAAACAAGAGAUUGUCAAAAGAACAUGACAGUAAUAGUGUUGCUUUGGGUACAAGUGACUGGUUAGAGUUAGUCCAAGCAGUUGACAAUAUUCAGAAACAGACUGUUUCUAAUGAUGAACGAGAAUCAUCAAGAAUGCAACCUAAGGAUGAUGAUAACCAAAGUGACUACUUUGCUGAUGCUGAAACUUCUUCUUGUGGUUCCCUUGAACUUAUUGGUGACUGGUCUGAUUUAGAAGAAGAGAAUGGUAAAUUUCCCAAAAAUUCGUCACGAUUUUCUGAAGAAAAUGCCGCUACCGAAGAAUCUUUUGGAGAUGAAGCCGUGUUUGGUAACUGUCCGGACGACAUUGAGAGUCCUAGCAUCUGUGAGGAGUCUUCCGUUGUGAACUUCCCAGCUUACAAAAGGCUACCUCUACUGCGUAGCUUCUUUCAAUGGCUGUCCAGAAGAGAAGAUGAUUCAUCUGCAGAGCAGCAAGAUGUGUGUUCCCUCCAAGCUGAAAGAAUGGGAUCAGUGAGCCAGAAUAAGGGAACUAAAAGGAGAGAUGACGGUAGUUCAAGGCAAAAAUAUGCCGCAGAAUCCUCACGUCAGGAGAAAACGACUAAGUCAAAAAAACAUCGACAACGCGGCCACUGGAUAAAGUUUGAGACAGCCUCUCGUGUGAGGUAUAUUCUGUUAACCGCUGCUUUGGUGACAGUAUUAGCCGGAAUCAAGCUUGGAGAGAAUCAAAUUCUUCAUUGGGCCGUUGGUAAUGGAUACACUCAGUUUUCCAAACUUCUACUGAAAUGUGGGCUGAAUGUGGAUGCUCCAAAUUCCCGCAUGGAAACUCCGCUUCAUGUAGCAGCAAAAUUUGGUUUCAUAGGUCUCACAGAUGUUUUGACCAAACUAGGAGGUAACGUCAACGCUAAGAGUUACCAACAGCAGACACCCCUUCACUUGGCCGUAUGGAAUGGUCACCAACAAAUUGCAGCAAUGCUAUUACAACGUGGAAGCGAUUCCCAACGAGGAGAUGUGUUUGGACGUACUCCAGCUCAUCUGGCUGCAAUACAAGGACAAGAACAGAUGCUUAAAAUGUUAAUAUUAACUCAACGUGGCAGUGCUUUGAAGGCUAGAGACAACUUUGGACGGACUCCCCUUCAUUUAGCUUCGGUUAAAGGAAUUGAGAGAUUGGUGGAACUCUUAAUCCGACAUGGGAGCGAUUUAAGUGCUCGAGAUAACUCCCAGAAAACUGCGCUUCACUUGGCUGCAGAGAGUGGACAGGAUACCAUUGUACACUCCUUGAUAAUGCAUGGAGGUGAUAUCCAGGAAGGAAAUCUCUUAGGCCAGACACCUCUCCAUUUGGCUGCUCAGACUGGGCGCAAAAACGUUGUGAAAUUACUUCUAGAACUUGGAAGCAUUGUUGGUGCAGUAAAUGUGUUUAAGCAAACCCCUCUUCACUUGGCUGCAGAGAGUGGAGAGAACGGAUACAAAGACAUUUUGAAGGAGUUGAUACAGCAUGGCAGUGAUGUCAAUGCUGCAAAUAUAUUUGGACAAACCGCACUUCAUUUGGCUUCUCGAAAAGGACAUAAACGCAUCGUAGAGGUCCUUGUACAACAUAAAAGCCAAGUAUCAGCUUUAGAUAACUCACGCAAGACUGCUUUGGAUUGCGCUAUUGAAAGUGGCCAUCAAGAGAUCGUGGAAUUUCUUGAUCUCUCUUCAAGACGUGGUAAAAGUCGCUCUUUGGGAUCUUUGACGAGAGUUCAACGCGAUGUUAACAUGAACUAUAUUUCUAAACAUACACCACUGCAAAUCAGACAAGAUCCUCUCCAAGUUGGUACACCGAAGAAUGGAAGCAGCGAGUUUGAUGGAAACAAGCAUCGAAGUACCAUUAAUGCCUCAAGUUUAUCGCCCUCUUUCCAUACAACGAUACCGUCAGACUCUAUCACAAGUAGCUCGAACGACAGCUAUGUAUGUGUUCCUCAUGACUGCCGAAAAUAUUCUCGUUUGUAUUUUAAUUUGCUCCCGCCUUGUUUCGUCGCAUGCAAACAGAGAAGAGGUGUAAAAAGAGAUGAAUACAAUCUUGAACUGAUAUCAUCAAACAUCCCCAUCUGUUCGCAAAAACACAUGCAAGUGUUAAAGAAGAAACUACAACAAGCGUGCCACUACCCCAAACCAGACAUAGAUGGAGAUGUAAGCAGUGGGCGAAGCUUCCUCGAACAUUUUGGACCAAAUUUCUUCAAUCUGAGCUGCAUUGACUUACGCCAAGGCCACAAAUGCUCUGGUUGCUUUGUUGCAGAUGAAGCGAGAGGCAGGCCAAAAAGGGUUCUGGAGCAAGACGAAAACAUACGUUAUUAUUACGCAGAACGCGAUCUUGAGUUUUCAACUAAUUUCCACGAGUUUGUCUUAAAAUUUGUCGGGCAACAAGUUGAAACAUUUCAUCCGUCUGAACAAUGCGGAAUCGAUGGUUCGCGACAACCAGAUAUUAAACCGCGGACGUUACGCAGUACCCAAUGCUUGAGGGCUUGGAAGAGGUUGAUACAUAGUGUAGGAACCUCUUCAGGACCUAACUUGAGUAUUAGCUGUUUGGUAAAUCACCAUAUGAAGGAUUCAGAUUCCAAAGUUAUCAAACAAUUUUCAGCCGAAAAUGAAGGUAUACAACCAUUUACAAACAGUAGCCAGGAAGAGCGAGCUUGCAAGGAAAACGGCCGUAAAGUGUGGACACUUCCUUGUAAGACUGAGAAUGCCACCGGUAGAAGAGAAGCCUCAAAACACUUGCUGAUCUCGAUUGUGAUUGGUUUGACAUUUAUUGCGACUAUCAUUUUAUUGCUUACAGAACAGAGAUGUUUCAAGAAUUAUUUUGCCAAGUUUUUAUUCAAUUCGCCCAAACCACGGAGAAACAACUGCCAGAAAGAGCCAGCUAACACGGAAAUCGGGUGGUCAGCGUACAUAUCCGCUUUUAAGACUGAGAAUGCCGGCGGAGAACGACAAGCUACUUACCACGAGACAAACAGAGUGAAACAUUUGCUAGUCACAAUUCAUUUUGCGAUCGUGACUCUUGCGUCAUUUAUCGUGACUUGUAUAUGUCAUAUAUUCGCCAAAAUGUUCCCAAAAUUUACAGGUCCCAAGCCCUCUUCAGCGACGUUUAUUAUUCGACCUACAUCAAAACCCCCAACAUCCACCAACUCGUCAAAUGAUAUCAAUUGGUUGCCUUGGAAAAACGAUCCACUUGAUAGACACAAACAAAGCAAGAGAAGAAACCAGCAGACAAUGCAAAAAGGAAAAGGGAAACAGGAAACAUGAGAUAUGAGAGAGAGUAACACACAUUUCAGGAGUGAAAUUUGACAUGGCAUUCAGACGGUUCAUUCCAUAGAGUCAGAUUUGUCAGCAGCCUAAGAUAAACCUAUUUUUUAUUUUAUUAUUAAGCACAAUAGUUCUCAAAGCCGUAAAUAAGUUGUCGAAAAGACAACUAUAUGGAUGCUUACAUUUGUAUUAGUUUGAAGAACUUUCACGAUAUACCUAGCUCAGCAUUUUAUUUAGAGACGAUGCAGUUGAACAUGUGGAUUUUUAAAAAAACAAAAACUGUGUUCAGCAAUUAAUAGAGCAAGACAAAGGAAUGUGUGGAAAAAAGCUUCCUUCUCCUCUUGUAAUAGUUUGUAAAGAAAAGGAGAAAUUGAUAAAAGUGAGAACAUUUGUACAUAUGAACACCUCAGAAGGUUAAAACGUUUUCAAAUUCUUUCUUUGAAUGAAAAGAUUUGCAACAGUAAAUUAAAAUAUACCAAAAUUAUGACAUUGUUUACUUUCGUUCCCUUCGUAUAUCUUGUACCACUACGGAACUACGCCCUUACGCCCAGCCAAUCGCAAGAGAGAGUUAAAAUUUUCAACCAAUCAUUGUUUAUUUCUCAUCUGGUGUCCCUGUGGUCAUAAUGACUAAAAGUUUCACGGAUAAUUAUUCUUAAGGAAAGUUAUUUACUACCAAGCUUGGAGAGGUUCUUACAGGUUGAAAGUUAUAAGGGGUGGGGGGAAAAUCCUCCAUUAUUUUAUGGGGAAGAAAAGAAGAUACAAUUUGCACUAGAAUCUCACUUAGUAAUUUGGUGAAUUCAAAUAUUUUCACAUAGAUGAGAAUCAUUCACAAUAAAUGAUUAAGUUGA
Pocillopora damicornis (cauliflower coral) is the source of this 5467-nucleotide messenger RNA. RefSeq lists its product as uncharacterized. The record is from RefSeq and is a predicted model, not a curated record. Gene Ontology annotation, biological process: positive regulation of transcription by RNA polymerase II. NCBI's taxonomy places the organism in Eukaryota, Metazoa, Cnidaria, Anthozoa, Scleractinia, Pocilloporidae. Gene Ontology annotation, cellular component: nucleus. Gene Ontology annotation, molecular function: transcription cis-regulatory region binding; protein binding.